Messenger RNA from Solea solea (common sole), 4578 nucleotides. It is a transcript of the gene plcb2, whose product is annotated as phospholipase C, beta 2. NCBI's taxonomy places the organism in Eukaryota, Metazoa, Chordata, Actinopteri, Pleuronectiformes, Soleidae. Gene Ontology annotation, molecular function: phosphatidylinositol-4,5-bisphosphate phospholipase C activity; calcium ion binding. The coding region runs from base 244 to 4029 and encodes 1261 amino acids. The record is from RefSeq and is a predicted model, not a curated record. The transcript has 32 exons. Gene Ontology annotation, biological process: phosphatidylinositol-mediated signaling; lipid catabolic process.
UACUCCUCAGGCUUUGAAGGCAGCGCCUCCGCCUUUAGUCAGGUUGCAUAUUUGUUUUUUCCUUCAGCCUAAUUUGCAAGGCAUAUUACUCUCGGAGUGUCCUGAGUACAAUCACAGAAUCUAUGCAUUUAAACGCGCCUGAGAACCAGUCACUGCGUGUGACCAUGGUGGACGUCUACGUUGUGAAGAUAUUUUCAUUAUAACUUUCGUUUAAAACGUUAAACUUUCGACGAAAAGGACAAAAUGAAUAAGAAAAGAUAUUUUCUGGAGCCUCCAGAAGUCAAAGACUAUCUGGUCAAAGGAGAGAGAUUCACCAUGUGGUCAGAGGAUUCCAGAAAGACCGUUCCUGUCACCAUGAAGAUGGACCCUAAAGGGUUUUUUGUCUACUGGAUGAACCAAAGCAAGGAGACAACAUUCCUGGACGUCGCCACUAUCAGAGAUACUCGGACAGGAAAAUAUGCAAAACUUCCAAAACACCCCAAAGUUCGCAACGUGUUCAACCUGGACUUCCCAGACAGCAACCAUCUUGCCAAGACCCUGACCAUCGUCUCCGGCCCUGACGUGGUGAAUCUCACCUAUCACAACUUCUUCGCCUCCAAAGAGAAAGUGACACAGAACUGGGCAAACGACAUCCUCGCCAUUGCCUACAACCCUGCGAGAAACAAUGCAUGCAGACAAGUCUUCAUGGAGAAAAUAUACGUCCGUAUUUCCCUUCAGACCAACAAGGACGGGAAAAUCCCGGUGAAAAAUAUUUACAAAAUAUUCCCUGCGGAUAAGAAGAGGGUGGAAAGUGCUUUAGCAUCAGCAAACCUCCCUAAAGGAAAGUAUGACACCAUAAAGCCGGAUGUGUUCACUGAGUCCGCGUUCAGGGCCUUCAUGACAAAUCUCUGCCCUCGAACUGAGAUCUAUGAGAUCUUCACUUCCUACUCCACAAAACCCACCAUGACAAAGGAGAACUUCACCAAGUUUCUCAACGAGAAACAGCGAGACUCCCGGCUCAACGAGGAGCUCUUCCCGCGCCUGCGGCCGGACCAGAUCAAGGCUCUGAUUGACAAAUAUGAACCCUGUUUAAGUAAUUCUAACAGAGGGCUGAUCUCUCCAGAGGGUCUUCUGUUCUACCUCAUGGGCACGGAGACAUCAGUUGUCAUGCAGGACAGGCUGGCCAAGUGUCAGGACAUGAGCCAACCUAUACCCCACUACUUCAUCAAAUCAUCCCACAACACAUAUCUGACAGCCGGACAAUUUUCUGGCGUGUCCUCUCCGGAGAUGUACCGGCAGUGUCUGCUCGCCGGAUGCCGCUGCCUGGAGCUGGACUGCUGGAGAGGCAAACCUCCAGAUGAAGAGCCCAUCAUUACCCACGGCUUCACCAUGACAACCGAGAUCCUCUUCAAGGAUGUGAUCGAGGCCAUCGCUGAGAGCGCCUUCAAGACUUCACAGUACCCGGUUAUCCUGUCCUUUGAGAAUCACGUUGACUCGGUUAAACAGCAAGAGAAGAUGGCUAACUACUGCAAAACCCUAUUUGGCGAUGCCCUGCUAACAGAGCCGCUGGACAAAUAUCCUUUGAAGCCUGGCCAGCAGAUCCCCAGCCCGUCUGAGCUCAUGGGCAAGAUCCUCAUCAAGAACAAGAAGGGCGGCGACACAAAACCGACCCAGAAUAAGAAAACCACCACAGGAGCCGCAGAGCAGGCCACAGCCGCAGCUGCACAGGUCACAAACACUGCCCAGGAUCCUGCAAACCCUGCAGAGAACCCUGCAGAUGGGGAAGCAGCUGUGGAGGACAACGAGGAGCAAGAAGACACAGAGGAACAAGACGAGGAGAAGAUGAAGACGUCGGAUGAGGGCACAGCUGGUCAAGAGGUAACAUCGUACGAGGCGAUGUCGUCCAUUGUCAACUACAUCCAGCCCAACAAAUUCAUCUCCUUUGACAAUGCCAGAAAGAAAAACAAAAGUUAUGUCAUCUCGUCUUUUGUGGAGACCAAAGGGGAGGCGAUGAUUUCCAAGACUGCUGUUGAAUUUGUGGAAUACAAUAAGAGGCAGAUGAGCAGGAUUUACCCCAAAGGAACUAGAAUGGACUCGUCUAAUUAUAGCCCCCAGCCUUUUUGGAAUGUAGGCUGCCAGAUGGUGGCGCUCAACUACCAAACAAUGGAUUUCCCCAUGCAGCUCAACAUGGCUCUGUUUGAAUUCAACGGCCGCACGGGAUACCUGCUCAAGCACGACGUCAUGCGCCGCAGCGACAAGAAGUUUGACCCCUUCUGUGACAGGAUUGACACGGUGGUGGCGAGCACGCUCACCAUAAAGAUCUAUUCUGGCCAGUUUCUGUCCGACAAGAGUGUGAAAACGGGGGUGGAGGUGGAGGUGAUUGGGCUGCCCGGCGACCCCAAGAAGAAGUAUCGCACCAAGUGGUCAACCACACCCAACGCCAUUAACCCAGUGUGGAAUGAGGAGCCUUUUGUUUUUGAGAAGAUCCUGCUUCCAGAAAUGGCCUCUCUGAGAAUCGCAGUCCACGAGGAGAACGGAAAAUUCUUGGGUCACAGGAUCAUCCCGGUGGAUGCCAUUCUGUCAGGGUUCCAUCACAUCUGCCUGCACAGUGAGAGCAACAUCCCGCUCACUCUGCCUGCUCUCUUUGUCUUCAUUGAGGUGAAAGACUACAUCCCUGCUGCCUUUGCAGAUUUCACAGAUGCCUUAUUUAACCCAACAAAGGGCACAGAGAAGACCUCUAAGGCUCCAAAGGAGUCAUCCUCCAACUACGUUUCUCCAUAUGAGUUGCCUGUCGUCCAAACAUCUGCGAAUAAAGUCAGUCAAAGCGAAGCCCCCGUCACAGAAUCACCAUUGCCUGCAGAAUCUCCCCAGUCUCCACCAGAAGCAAGUGCAGAGAAAGCUAAAGAAGACACAGCAGAUUCUCCACAACCUGCAGAGGAGCCUGACUCUGCUGCUGCUGCUGCUGCUGCUGCUGCUGCUGCUACUGCUGCUGCUGCUGCUACUACUGCUGCUGCUGCUUCUGCUUCUGAAGAGCCAGCACCAGAUGCCAGAACAUCUGAAACACUUCCUGAAGGCACUCCUUCUUCCACCGAGGAGACCGAUCCUAAAAAUGCAGAGGCCCCUGAGAAUGAGGUAGCUUAUCACUCUAACACAAAUCCCGAUCCUGCGGUGGAUGAAACGGCUCGUCCAGAGGAAGCCCCAGCAGAGCCUGCAGCUGUGGCCAGUGCAUCGCCUCAGUCUGCGGGAUCACAGAAAUCAGCUCCGCUACCGGCAGACGGCGAAGAGCCCUCGACUGUGACUACUGAGGAACUGACACAGCACAAGAACUAUCUGAAGGUCGUCAAGCGCCAAGAGCGAGAGCUGAAAGAAGCUGAAAAGAAAUAUCAGAAGAAAGCCGAGGACCUGAUUCAGAAAUUCAGUGACUUGUUCAAGGCCAUGAAGAAGAAAGAAACCUCGCUGAAGAAGAAGGAGGACGAGGGAAGCACCUCUGACCCCGGUGUGAAGAAGGAGCGGGUGCAGGAGCAGAAGGAGAAAAUGCAGACCGAGCUGCAGUCCCUGUGGAAAGAGCAGUGUGAUCAGCUGAGGAAGAGGAAAGAGCAGUUUGCUACAGAGAGACUGGCUAAGCUGUUGGAGAUGACCACAGAGAGACACGCGUGCGAAGUGAAGAUCCUGGCGGAGAGUGAAACCAGUGAAAAUAAGAAGAAAACAUCCUCUAAAUGUUCAUCCUCCUCAAAGAAAACAAAGCUGAAAAGGGCUAUGAGCACAGAGCUGCUGGAUGAAACGUCUGAUUGUGCUCCCUCAGAUUUCAGCCCGCAGCAAGAGGCUCUGAUGAAGAAACAGGCCGCGACUCUGGAGGAAAUCAAGACCCUCACCAAUCAGCUCAAUCAGGAGGCUCUGAAGGAGCAUGCGCAGAGGCACAGAUCUGUGCCGGCAGAGGCGAGGGACGCGGUGAACGUCUGUGUGAGCGCUCACUUCCCCGAACACGUCGACCAGGCCGGGGACAAGAAGGAGGAGGGAGUCUCCGGCUACGGAGACGUCUUCCUCGGCUAAACGUCCUCGUCACAUCUUUUUAAAAAAGAAGAAUUUAAAAGAAAGUAGGUAUGAAUUAGUAAAAUAUUCAAUGUCCAUUUAGAUUUAGGUGUGAUUUUUAUAGAGAGAGAGAGAAUUCUUUAGUGGACUUUUAUGUAUGACCAAAUGCCAGGAAGGUGAAUUAUUUUAAUGUUCCUGUUAGAUCUAUUUUAGUUCGGCCCACAAUUAUCUUCCAGAUGAAGAUGCAAUCCCUCCUUCUCUUUUUAUUAAUUAGUUAGAAAAAAUUAGAAAUGGGUUAAAAAAAACAAAAACUCAGAAUAAAUGCUGCAGCAAAAAUGGUUCUUGAAUCCAAACAAUUAGUCCAUGAGUGCAGUUUUUAUUUUGUCAGUCUUCAUGGACCCACACGGAAAGUGAGAAUAUGGCGUGUUGAUAUAACAAAGGACAUUCUGCAGAGUGAAGGAGAAGCACACUUAAGAACACUGAACAUCCAUGUUUGUCCAACUGUACAAUACACGCAGUGAAGAUUGUAUUGUUUUAUUGUGUGUUUAAAUAAAAGCAAUGUACCCUUGA